Messenger RNA from Acytostelium subglobosum LB1, 990 nucleotides. RefSeq lists its product as hypothetical. The record is from RefSeq and is a predicted model, not a curated record. The coding region runs from base 1 to 990 and encodes 329 amino acids. The transcript is spliced from 2 exons. NCBI's taxonomy places the organism in Eukaryota, Evosea, Eumycetozoa, Acytosteliales, Acytosteliaceae.
AUGUCAUUGACCAGAUAUAAAACAAUAGAGGUACAACGAAAGGAGGAGGGAUUGUAUUGUUUGCACAAACGUUGCCCAAAUAGAUCACAUAGCUAUAGCACAUUUGACAAACUACAACAACACUGCCGAGUGCUACAUGGAUGCGAGGGCACCUAUGCAGGCUGUCCAAACGAUCGAAGAUACCGCAGUACACUCUUUUGUCCGGAUCCUGAUGACACAGCAUCGAUCGAGUUGAUGUUGCGCGAUGGUCUCGUCAAGUGUCUGCACACAUCUUGCUUCAACUUCUACGGGUCAAAGGAGGGCUUGACUCAACACUUGCAGUUCAAAGAUGGAGACCAUCAAUGUGCCGACCGUCUGACCUGUCCUGGCUGUCUUCGAAGUGACUCAUUGAUGACAAAGGCGACCACUAUAUCUGAUGGCCGUCGACCUCAGACCGUCUUGCUUUAUUGUCAACAUGGUACAUGCAGGAUGGAGUUCAAAUCGUUCAACGAAAUACAUAUGCACUGCAGAGCAGUGCAUCGAUGCACAUGGACCUACGCAACCUGUCCAAACGAGCGUAGCUACCGCAAGAGAGCAUUCAAAGCUGAUGCCGCUGACACUGCAUCGAUCGAGAUGAUGUUGGCCGAUGGCUUUAUCAAGUGUCCGCAUACAUCCUGCCUCCACUUCCUUGAAACGGAAGAGUCACUGUUGGCUCACUUCCGCAAAGUAAAGCACGAAUGUAGCGACCGAACGACAUGCCUAGGCUGCCAGCCACGGUCCAAAAUUCGUUCAGAAGGGCUACUCUCAUCUCUCAAGCGACGCCGGACAGUGCUCGACGAGGACUCGGAUGCCGAAACACCAUCUACAACAGACAGUGGACAGGCCAAGCCACACCCCAGUGUGCUGACCAAGAAGAUUGCAAGACAUGUCUUGAUAACAGCGUCAACAUUAACAAUUGUAUCGAUAAUGAUGAUGAUGGACAUUCAACUCAAAGACCUUUCGGAUACAUAG